GCGGGCCUGGAUCGCGGCGGGAUGAGGCCUCGGCGGGACAGCUCGGUGCUGGGCAGCCCCGCGGUGGCCGUGGCGUUCCCGGGAGCUGUGUGCCGGGGUAGCGGCUACCGCUUCGCCUGCGAGCUCCUGAAGCACGUCCUGCACCAGCGGAACCAGCUCCCGCUGCCCUACGAGCAGCUGGCCUACUUCUGCCGGCGGGCGGCCCAGGGCGGAGAUGGAAUUGAGAAACCGCAUUCCCUGGGUCUGGCAAGCAGAAAGUGCCAGCAGCUGCUGACAGAGCUGGAGGGAUUGUUCCAGCACCUGGAAGUCAUGUUUAGUCUGACCCUGGUUCCUCGAGUUCUUUUCCUACUUGGAGGCAACGUCAUGAAUCCCAAGGAGCUCUAUGAACUGAAUUUGGAGGCAUUCUGUGAGGGCUCUGCUGAAGAGAGCCUCCAGACUGCGCCCUGUGUUCGCCAGCUCUUUCACCGCCUGUUUGUUGCUGAUGUCUUCAGUGAACUUAAGGCUCUCCCUGUCACAGGCACUCUUGUCCUGCUCCAGGGCCACCGUGACUGUGGUGUUGAGUGGUUCCGGCCCAAGCUCAACUACCAAGUGCCGAGCCGAGGGAGGAAGCUGACUGUUAAGUUGUCCUGUGAUGGGGACCUCCAUGUUAGUGCCUCACCUCCACAGCACACAGCUCCUGCUUGGGAGGACUAUGUCUGGUUCCAAGCACCCGUGACUCUCAAAGGCUUUAGUGAAUGAAUGGUUUCUGUAGAAAUUUAACUGGAAUAUUGAUUACUUUUCUUUAGCUGUUAAUUUUAGCAAAUGUAACCAUGUAUUUUUGAACCAUGUCUGUCUGAAUUUUUUUUUCAUGGUGUCUACUGCCUUCCUGUAUCUUGCUGCGCUCCUAUAUUGUCUUUAUUUCCUUUGUUGUUGUUGAAGGCAAAUCCACCUUAAGGCACAGUUGCACACAGGUCCAGCGAUUCUUUAGGAACCUGAUCUGUGACUCAGGAUGAAUUAAUGUGUUGGGAGUAAAACUUCCCUGCUGAGUGCUUGCUGAAGUGGUACAUCCAAUGGAUACAUCCAAUCUCCUUCUGAGUUUUAAUAUGGCCGUUUUCUGACCCUGCCUUUGCCAUGUUACCCAUAGGCUCUUAAGUGAAGUUACUUCCUGCAAAAUAACUCUGAGAGGAAAUCCUGCAGUCCUUAAAAGGUUUCCCCCAGCAGGAAAACCAGUGGGUAAAACCGGAGCGGGACACAGAAGUAGCAUUGUUUCAGAAGAGGGAUUUAUUUCCAGCUGGUAAAGAAUGGGGCAGGAUGAAGGCAGUUCCUCUGCAAAGGGCUGGAGCUGCCCGGGCUGCCGGGGAGAUGGGUGGAGCUGCUUCCAGGGGCCCCUGGCAACCCUGCGAGCAACAGCUGCAGAUCCAGACGCUGCCCAGCUGCCGGAGUGUGUGCCCUACUUGAGUAUUCAAGUGCUUGUCCAUCUAUAUUGGUGAUAUUACACUUUCCUAUAGCUCACUUUCUGUUCCUUGACAUUCCAAAGUAAGACUUGUCAGCAACUAAAAAAUCUUGUAGCUACUGCUGUCUUGGAAAUGGAAAGAGACUGGUACUGUGGAGGCAGGGUAACAAUAAGCAAUUUUUUUUUCCUAAUCUUUACCUAACAGCCCUGACAAUUGGUUAGAUAUAAAAGUAAGCAGUUUCUUUGCUAACCCUCUUCAGAGAAAGUUAGAAGUGCUGCUGCAGUUAUGGAAGAUUACUCUCACUGGAGGAAGAAACUUUGACUUAAAUGUUUCUUAAAUGCAUAGAAAUCAGGGGAAAGUGUUAAACUUGAUCACAGUCUUUACCUGCCAAAUUCGUGUUCUUAGUCAGACUGUAUUACCUAGAAUCAGAACUUGAGUCUAUUCUUCUGGGCUGGUGUCUACUGCAGAAUGGGACAAGGAGAGAAGCCCUGAGAGCAAUGUGUUAGAACUAGAUAUCUGCUGGAGUUGUCUUCAGUCAGCUGGGCUAUUAUCUGUGCUGUAAUGAGCUUUCAGUAGCUUGAAAGAACUCCAUCCCAUUUGAAGAGAAAGGUAAACCUACUGGUAGUGAGGGUACUUGCUGUUACUGGUCAAAAAUGCACAAUGGGGUGGUAAAAGUCCUUUGUGAAGAGGGUGCAUACUUUAACUUUGACCUCUUGGAUGGAAUGAGAAGUAGGAAUUUAAUAUGAAAUUUUUGAGCUUGGAGAACACUAGAGUGCCCUCUCUGCUGUAGUAUCCAUUAAUAUCUGUUUACAAUGUGCAGUAGCUGCUUCUUAAGCUUGUUAUAGGGGAAAAACUUUGAGUGAAGAAAGCUGCCUAUGUGCAGCUGCCCACUUGAAUAUGAAAUCUCAGGUCUCUUGAAGAAAAUAUAACUUGAAUGUAGGAGUGUUUGUGCUCAGGAGAAUAAAACCUUUUAUGCUUCCACCAAAGCUGCUUGUAACAUGUUUAAGAAUGCACAUGACCAAGUGUUUAAAGAAGCUGUUAAACAGAA
Molecule: messenger RNA, 2481 nt
Organism: Serinus canaria (Common canary)
Lineage: Eukaryota; Metazoa; Chordata; Aves; Passeriformes; Fringillidae
Gene: MAD2L1BP
Product: MAD2L1 binding protein
Exons: 2
Coding region: 22-738 (238 amino acids)
Biological process (GO): regulation of exit from mitosis
Cellular component (GO): nucleus
Source: RefSeq, a predicted model, not a curated record